GGGGAAUAUGAAUUUGGCUUGAUGGACCCGACCAAGACGAAGGAUUCGAAGAUGAUGGCUGUAAGCCCACCAGAAAUGAAGCUGAACAACGUGCAACUUGUACCAGAACACCCAGAAAGCUUUGUUGGGGGUUCGACCUCAUUUGAUGCGUACCCACUGGAAAGUUCUUCCGAUUUCCUAAGCAACGAGAAUGGAGUGGUAUUCAUGCCACUCACCCCUACUGAUUUGCCGCUUUCUUUUCAAAAUAUUCAACCGAGGAUGCGACGCUCAACUCAUUUCAGUGAUCAAAUCGCCCAGCAACCGAUUUGCCAUGGGUUCUUCUUCCCAUACUCUUCAACAGAGAACGCCCCGGAGAGGACUUUUGAUGCACAAUCCAUUAUUCCUCAGACCUGCGCAACAGCGAGCAUGCCAAUUCAGAGCGAUGAACAACAUUUCUUGACAGCUUCACGAACAGCUGGCCUUCCUAAUACUCCAGACAACGAACUGCAGUUACUGCUAUUGCAAAAGCUUAUCGCCCUCCAACUGGCUAGUCAUCUAUCCAGUGCAAAUCCAAACGGACAAGAAAUUGACGACUCCGCCCUUCCGUACAAUCCACCAUUAGAGGUUCCUCCGACAUUUCCUCCGGACAAUCUUACUGCAAUCCCGCUCACUCAGCUAGAACAAAACAUGUCUACGUACCUAAUACCCGUUGAAGCAACACUUCAUGACAAUCGUGGGUUAGCACUACAUGUCACACCAAGAAGUGACAUCCCUGACGCUACUUCCAGUCCAGGUUUGAAAAUGGAGUGUCCAACAGAUCAGCUCGUAUUGUAUCCAUAUUCAACCAAACAGGCUCCUAUCAGUAACCAGGACGCUUCUCCGGAUACAGCGACAUUUGAUGGGCAGCAAGCUGCGCCUGCACAAACCCUAACAAUGACCGAUAUUAAGAACUGUAUUCGUAGAGGUUCGUUGGAACUUCCUUUGGAUAAUAACGAUGAAAUUGUCAAUAGUAUCAAGGGGCACAAAAAGCCAGGAUUUGUUCUUCUUAGUAUACGGCAUGAAAAAGUGGCUUCUGAAGACAAAACAUCUACGCAAACUACGCCUCUUAAGGCUGCAGCGGGAGUAAAUUUUCGAUUGCCAGAUUUUCGCCACUCCAGUGAAAGACCUAGUACGUCUAGUGUGGCACAAGCUUCAAGACGCGCAAAUAAGCGACGGCAAAGACUACUACGAGCUGAUACUGACCCUCAGAGACGUUCCUUAAGGAAGACUCCACGACUAAACUCCAAAGUUUUGGACGACGUGCAACAGCCUUCAGGGGUUAGCGUUGAACAAGCCGCACUAACUACCAUAUCGCGCUUCCGUGUCAGCAGAUUCGCGGACAAGAAACAAGUUUGGCUUGCUCCAUCUGGAACUGGCUGCUUCACAGUGCAUGACCUCUGGACAACGAAAUUGCCCGAUUACGUGAUGAAAAAAAUUAAACAGCUUGAAAAGGGGAUUGAACACGAUCAAGCAGAUGCCUCAGUGACGGAAAAGAACUAUUUUGAUAGUGGUGCUGUGCCAAAUACAUGCUGCACAAUGUGCCAAUCCACACAACGUGAGUCUUCGCACUGUCCGUUUGUGAAGUGGAUGAGAACUAAUUGGAAGUAUUUUCUCUGGCGCGUGUAGCCAAACCCUGUGAAUGCGGAAGAGAUAUACCACCCCAACUUGCCCACUAGUCGUAUAGAAGAUGCAUUACUUCACGCACAGAUGCACAGCUCUGUCGUCCCCUUCGGUCGCGCCAUUACCCAUCCAAUACCGCCUCUUCGUUCAAUUUUCACUAAGGUGAAUGGUGGUGAAAACCACAGUCAGAAAUUUCCAUUUGUCCGCACUUUGAUACAAAUAGUGCAUCGACAAAGACCGAAGUCAAAAUAGCCCAUCUCUACUGGUAGUUUUCAACUUCCGCCAUCUCCCAAUUCCAACUUUCAGUAAUAGUCUCCGAUUUGAUUUGAUUUUGUUUUGUUAUUUUAUCAGAUUCCUUAUUUUUUGUAUAGAUGAGUAUUUGUCCAAACGUGGUUCAUUUUGUCUGCACUCCCGUAAGGGAAGGUUGUGUGUUUGGAUCUCAGCUGAAUGAGAGAAUCUCAGUACCAAA
Opisthorchis viverrini is the source of this 2107-nucleotide messenger RNA. RefSeq lists its product as hypothetical. The coding region runs from base 22 to 1644 and encodes 540 amino acids. The transcript has 2 exons. The record is from RefSeq and is a predicted model, not a curated record. Lineage: Eukaryota; Metazoa; Platyhelminthes; Trematoda; Opisthorchiida; Opisthorchiidae.